AUGGAUCAGAUUACCAACUUCUUGGAAAACAGUAAGCUCCCUGAGGAUGAGAAGGCGACGAAGGUGAUAUGGAGGGAAGCAGCCAAGUACGCAAUAGUACAGGGCCAACUGUUCAAAAGAGGGCUGAACCAACCCCUGCUAAAGUGCCUGCGCCCCGAUCAGACGGACUAUGUCUUAAGCGAGGUCCACGAGGGAUGUUGCGGCCACCAUAUCGGCGGAAAGGUCGAGGCGGAGCCGCUCGCCAACAUAUUGUCAGUCAAUUGUCAAAAAUUCAUGUGGAGGCAAAUGAUCCCCAGAUUUGGGAUUCCAGAGGUCGUGAUAUCCGACAACGGGACACAGUUUACCGAUAAGAGGUUCGGUGAGUUCCUUACUGGCCUGGUGAUAAAACAAAGGUUCUCGUCAGUGGAGCACCCACAGACCAACGGCCAAGUUGAAGCCGUAAACAAAGUCAGCCUCCAAGGCCUUAAGAAACGGCUUGACCAGAAGAAGGGAGGAUGGGCAGACAAACUCGCAUCAGUUUUUUGGUCCUACAGAACAACACCACAAUCCUCCACUGAGAGACGCCCUUCCGACUUACCUAUGGGGUCGAUGCGGUGA
Messenger RNA from Arachis ipaensis, 597 nucleotides. NCBI's taxonomy places the organism in Eukaryota, Viridiplantae, Streptophyta, Magnoliopsida, Fabales, Fabaceae. The record is from RefSeq and is a predicted model, not a curated record.